CUUUUCUUCGUUACAAUGUCGGGAUUUGACGAUCUUGGAAUCUACUACAGCGAUAGUUUUGGCGGAGAGCAGCCGGUGGGUGACGACGGACAAGCCAAGAAAUCACAACUUAAGAAGCGGUUCAGAGAGUUCCUCAGGCAGUACCGUGUAGGGACCGAUCGCACCGGCUUCACCUUCAAAUACAGAGAUGAACUCAAGCGUCACUAUAAUCUGGGAGAAUACUGGAUAGAGGUGGAAAUGGAGGACCUGGCCAGCUUUGAUGAGGACCUUGCAGAUUAUUUGUACAAACAGCCAACUGAACAUCUGCAGCUGCUGGAAGAGGCAGCCCAGGAAGUUGCAGAUGAGGUGACUCGCCCACGACCUGCAGGUGAAGAAACUAUACAGGAAAUCCAAGUUAUGUUGCGGUCUGAUGCCAACCCUGCUAAUAUUCGAAGCCUGAAGUCCGAGCAAAUGUCUCAUCUUGUCAAAAUUCCCGGCAUUAUCAUUGCUGCCACCGCUGUGAGAGCCAAGGCUACGAAGAUCUCAAUCCAGUGUCGUAGCUGCCGAAACACAAUUGGCAACAUAGCUGUGCGUCCUGGUCUAGAGGGAUAUGCUAUGCCACGUAAAUGCAACACGGAACAGGCUGGCCGUCCAAAGUGCCCAUUGGACCCAUACUUUAUUAUACCUGACAAGUGCAAAUGUGUAGAUUUUCAAACUCUGAAGCUUCAGGAGUCUCCAGAUGCUGUACCUCAUGGAGAGCUUCCAAGACACAUGCAGUUGUAUUGUGACAGGUACUUGUGUGAUAAGGUUGUUCCUGGAAACAGAGUGACAAUCAUGGGUAUUUACUCAAUCCGGAAGAGUGGAAAGACCUCAACAAAGGGCCGGGAUCGAGUGGGAGUUGGGAUCCGCAGUUCCUAUAUAAGGGUAGUGGGCAUCCAAGUGGAUACAGAAGGAACAGGAAGAAGUGCAGCAGGUGCUAUAACGCCACAAGAGGAAGAGGAGUUUAGGCGCCUAUCUGCAAAGCCUGAUAUCUAUGAGACUGUUGCUAAAAGUAUUGCCCCCUCCAUUUAUGGCAGUAGUGACAUCAAGAAAGCCAUUGCUUGCCUGCUGUUUGGAGGCUCCCGCAAGAGGCUUCCAGAUGGAUUGACCAGAAGAGGUGAUGUUAAUCUGCUGAUGCUUGGGGAUCCUGGCACAGCUAAAUCACAGCUGCUAAAGUUUGUGGAACGUUGCUCUCCUAUAGGGGUCUAUACUUCUGGGAAAGGCAGCAGUGCAGCUGGCCUCACUGCUUCAGUUAUGCGAGAUCCAGUGUCCCGUAACUUUAUUAUGGAAGGAGGUGCAAUGGUGCUGGCAGAUGGAGGGGUGGUCUGCAUUGAUGAGUUUGAUAAGAUGCGAGAGGAUGACAGAGUUGCUAUUCAUGAAGCCAUGGAACAGCAAACUAUUUCCAUUGCAAAAGCUGGCAUCACUACCACACUAAACUCCAGAUGUUCUGUUUUGGCAGCUGCCAAUUCAGUAUAUGGACGGUGGGAUGACACCAAGGGCGAGGAGAAUAUUGACUUCAUGCCCACCAUUCUUUCUAGGUUCGACAUGAUCUUCAUUGUAAAAGAUGAACACAAUGAGCAGAGAGACAUGACUCUCGCAAAGCAUGUUAUGAAUGUCCAUCUCAGCGCACGUACACAGAGUUCUUCUGUGGAGGGAGAGAUUGACCUUAAUACUCUUAAGAAAUACAUUGCCUACUGCAGAGCAAAAUGUGGUCCCCGGCUUUCAGCUGAAUCAGCAGAAAAGCUGAAGAAUCGAUAUAUUCUUAUGCGCAGCGGAGCUAGAGAUCACGAGAGAGAGACUGAGAAGAGAUCAAGUAUCCCGAUUACAGUCAGACAAUUAGAAGCGAUUGUUCGGAUAUCGGAAUCUCUUGGCAAAAUGAAGCUGCAGCCUUUUGCAACAGAGACUGAUGUAGAGGAAGCACUAAGAUUGUUCCAGGUGUCUACAUUGGAUGCUGCCAUGUCUGGAAGCCUUUCAGGUGUGGAAGGCUUUACUACGCAAGAGGAUCAGGAAAUGCUAUCCCGCAUUGAGAAACAGCUGAAGAGGCGUUUUGCAAUUGGUUCACAGGUGUCUGAGCACAGUAUUAUUCAAGAUUUUCUUAAACAGAAAUACCCUGAGCAUGCCAUCCACAAGGUUCUGCACCUCAUGAUGAGGAGAGGAGAGAUUCAGCAUCGCUUGCAACGCAAAGUCCUUUACCGCAUCAAAUAGAAGUCACAACAGUGCAUGAAACAAGUCACUUUCAGCUCUGCAUUGGAGAUCAUAUUGCCUCUGCAUGGACACCUGUGAACAUAUACUGACACUCUCAGAAUGAGAGUAUUUAAGAAACUGGAUAGAAUAUUCAGCUGUUCAUAGACUGAAAUGUAUUAAAAAAUUUAUAUACAAGGUCAAAUGUGUAAAAUAUUAAAGUAUAAAACUGGUAACUGCAGCGAAAUAUACUAAAGUUGAUGUAGUUGCAUAUUUCAGUGCCUCACAGCAAAUUCUUUGUUCUAAUGAAUCAGUAUAUAGAGAAUUAUAUACAAAGUGCAUUAAUUGCCUUUUGAUCAUAUGGGACAGCAAAUGAAGGACCAGAACCAGUUAAUUCAGUAACUAGACUAUGCAUAAUGAACAAUUGUACUUUUUUUAUGGGCAGUAUUUCUAGGAAACAUUGCAGACCCAGGCAGCAUUAGGUGUUGUGUGUAAACUAAUGCCUUAAAUUGCCCAAUUCCAGAAUAUUACCAUGGUCCUCUUGUACAGUGGAGUCAAUGGAAAAUUUAAGCAGAGCUAGAAAUAUAACUAUUUGGACUGAUUUCUUAUCUUGUACACAUAAACUUGGACAAAAGAUAAGGAUGCCCAAAAAGAUGUUUGUUUUUGGUUUUUUUAUUCCUGAUGUGUAGCUUUCCUUCAUGCAAGCUUAGGUGUGUAGAAAUGUAUUCUGUUUAUGGUCAUGUCUUUUUGGAGGUUUUUUGUACAUAAUAUAAAAAUUAAAUACAA
Xenopus tropicalis (tropical clawed frog) is the source of this 2985-nucleotide messenger RNA. RefSeq names its product minichromosome maintenance complex component 5 (gene mcm5). Gene Ontology annotation, molecular function: ATP hydrolysis activity; ATP binding; DNA helicase activity. The record is from RefSeq and is marked provisional. Lineage: Eukaryota; Metazoa; Chordata; Amphibia; Anura; Pipidae. Gene Ontology annotation, biological process: DNA replication; regulation of DNA-templated DNA replication initiation; DNA replication initiation. Gene Ontology annotation, cellular component: chromosome; CMG complex; MCM complex.